UCUCUCUCUCUCUCUCUCUCUCUCUCAGCCUCUCUCUGUCUCUUCCUUGCUCCCUCUCUUUCUCUCCUCCCUCUGCCUUCCCAGUCCAUAAAGUCUCUGUCGCUCCCGGAACUUGUUGGCAAUGCCUAUUUUUCAGCUUUCCCCCGCGUUCUCUAAACUAACUAUUUAAAGGUUUGCGGUCGCAAAUGGUUUGACUAAACGUAGGAUGGGACUUAAGUUGAACGGCAGAUAUAUUUCACUGAUCCUCGCGGUGCAAAUAGCAUACCUCGUGCAGGCCGUGAGAGCAGCUGGCAAGUGUGAUGCAGUCUUUAAGGGCUUUUCGGACUGUUUGCUCAAGCUGGGCGACAGCAUGGCCAACUACCCGCAGGGCCUGGACGACAAGACGAACAUCAAGACCGUGUGCACAUAUUGGGAGGAUUUCCACAGCUGCACGGUCACAGCCCUUACAGAUUGCCAGGAAGGGGCGAAAGAUAUGUGGGAUAAACUGAGAAAAGAAUCCAAAAACCUCAACAUUCAAGGCAGCUUAUUCGAACUCUGCGGCGGCGGCAACGGGGCGGCGGGGUCCCUGUUCCCCGCGCUUCCCGUGCUCCUGGUGUCUCUCUCGGCAGCUUUAGCGACCUGGCUUUCCUUCUGAGCGCGGGGCCGGCUCCCCCCUCCGCGCGCCCACCCACACUCACUUCAUGCUCCCGGAAAUCGAGAGGAAGAUCCAUUCGUUCUUUGGGGACGUUGUGAUUCUCUGUGAUGCUGAAAACACUCAUGUAGGAUUGUGGGAAAUCUUGAUUCUCUUUUUGAUUUCCUUUGAUUUCAUUUUAUUUGCCAAAUGUUACCAAUCAGUGAGCGAGCGAGCACAGCCAAAAUCGGACCUCAGCUUUAGUCCGUCUUCACACACAAAUAAGAAAACGGCAAACCCACCCCAUUUUUUUAAUUUUUAUUUUUUUGGCAAAAGAAUCUCAGGAACGGCCCUGGGCCAUCUACUAUAAAAUCGUGUUAAAACAUGAAAAAUGAUGGGCUCCUCCUAAUCGGAAAGCGAGGAGAGAAGAAGGCCAGGGGAAUGAAUUCAAGAGAGAUGUCCGCGAGCGAAGCAGAUGGUGAAUAAUUCACGCUCACGUCGUUCUUCCACAGUAUCUUGUUUUGAUCAUUUCCACUGCACAUUUCUCCUCCAGAAAAGAGAAAGGCCAGACUGUUGGCUUUGUGUUUAAAGGACAGGAGAGAGAAAGGAAAGGGUUUGAGGGAAUCUCUGGGGUAAAAGUAAAGGCUUCCAGAAGAAAUGCUGCUAUGGUCAGUGAGGGAUUAGCUUUACCUGCUGUUAUUGACGCAUCUUUCCAAGUUCACUGUCUUUAUUUUCCCUCCUCUCUCUUGUUUUAGCUGUUACACAUCCAUAAUGCCCAAAUAUCCAACGGUAUAGAUCACAAGGGGGGAUGUUAAAUGUUAAUCUAAAAUAUAGUUAAAAAAAGAUUUUGACAUAAAGAGCCUUGAUUUUAAAAAAAAUAAGAGAGAGAGAGAUGUAAUUUAAAAAGUUUAUUAUAAAUUAAAUUCAGCAAAAAAAAGAUUUGCUACAAAGUAUAGAGAAGUAUAAAAUAAAAGUUAUUGUUUGAAA
Otolemur garnettii (small-eared galago) is the source of this 1597-nucleotide messenger RNA. RefSeq names its product neuritin 1 (gene NRN1). The coding region runs from base 206 to 634 and encodes 142 amino acids. Gene Ontology annotation, biological process: nervous system development; neuron projection extension. Gene Ontology annotation, cellular component: plasma membrane. The transcript is spliced from 3 exons. NCBI's taxonomy places the organism in Eukaryota, Metazoa, Chordata, Mammalia, Primates, Galagidae. The record is from RefSeq and is a predicted model, not a curated record.